This is a messenger RNA of Phlebotomus papatasi, 7983 nucleotides long. It is a transcript of the gene klar, whose product is annotated as klarsicht protein. NCBI's taxonomy places the organism in Eukaryota, Metazoa, Arthropoda, Insecta, Diptera, Psychodidae. The transcript is spliced from 21 exons. Gene Ontology annotation, cellular component: membrane. Bases 1489 to 6480 code for a protein of 1663 amino acids. The record is from RefSeq and is a predicted model, not a curated record.
CAGUUUUUGCUUUCCACGCCAUCCGGACGGAAGUUUUCUCGGUGUUCGUCUCGCGGUUCGCGGUUUCCUAAAUCCAAAACAAAAGUGAAGAAGCUCCUUGUGUUUCUUUCCCUCUUUUCUUUGAUUCUUGAUUCCUUGGAGUUCUUGUGAGUGACAGUGAUUGUUUCCCCAGUGAUUCCCUGUGUGUUUUCAGUGUUCACAUCCCAAGUAGACCACAAACCACAUCCAUGUGAUUUUUCAGUGAAAGAAAAUAAAAAAGAGAAAAGUUGAUUGAAGAGACUCUGUGGGAAAAUAGAAAAAAAGACUUGUGAAGAAGUGCAUUUUUGAGGAUUAAACUUUGGAGAAAUUUUCUGAUUGAAGAUUUGGUCAUGAUGAUCAUCCCAGGGCUUUGAAGCACGACUGUCGUGUCGUCGGAUUAAAGACUUUUUCCUCGACCGCAGCCCUAUUGGACACUGUGGGUGUUUCAAUUGCAUCGAUCUACGUGUCUUUGGCAGCAAAAACGAAAAGAAUAAUUUCAAAGACUAAAGAGAUUGUCAUAAAAUCUCAACAGAAGGAGAUGGUAGCCCCUUGCUAACCAUCUACAAUGGAUGUUUUUGGGUUAUAGAGAACCGAAUUGCAAAUCGGUGUCUCUCUCACCUCAAAAAUCGCACAAAAGUAUAGACUGAGAAAGAAUUUUUUUUUUAAAUUUUGUAAAAGACGUGGAGGAGAGUCAGAAGCAAUUGGAAAAGUUAUAGAUUUCCGACAAGACGAAAUUCAUAGCUCUUUGGAAAAGAAUAUUGCUCAAGGCGUCUAUGGAAUUUUUGCACAUUAUACAUUACAAUACACACAAAUUAUUCUUGAGAGAAGAGUAGCAAUCAAGAUUUAGAAAUAAUUCACAGUACCAACAAUUCAGUGUGACUACUAAUUGACACACUUUAGAAUCUUUCUGUUGAUUGUGUUUCAGAAAGGAAAGGAAGAAAGCAAUAAAAAUUGUUAGUAUCCAACUGGCAAUUAGAGUCGACGAGAUUAUAGAAACGGAAGGAAUAGGACAAGAAGUGGAAGGAAGAAGAAUCAGCGUGAAAUCAGCGAGUUUCUCAGUUGAUAUCUUUCCUCAGUGAUUCAUAAACGUUGCUAACUUGGGAGACAAUAAAAGAAUAAGGGAAGUUGUCGACAAGUUUAGCGAAGAAAUUGCAAAAAUAGCCAGUUGAGGGACGAGAUUUGCUGAAGUUGAAGAGUUGAAGAAGCCAGGGCAAAAAAAGGGAGUGCUGAGAAACGCAAGAAGAAUGCAAUGGAGAGAAGACAGAAAUAGCCAAAAUACGUGGCAUUAGGAAGGUUGGAGAGGAAUAAUAAGACGAGGAGGAGAGUGGAAGAAAGAAAUCAAAGUGAUUUCAUCCAUUUCCCUUGCAAAGCAAGAAUAGCAAGGAAGAAAAAAAAAAGAAGUGCAAAGACACCAAAGGGUCAGGGGGAGGAAUUUUCUGCAAGAAAGGCUGAAAGAUUCAACACUUUGUUAUGCCAGUCAUGAAGCCACCAUCGGUGGAAACAAGUCAAACACAACAAUCUACAUGUGCCAUAAAGCCUUCCUUGUCCAUGACGUCACUUCCGCCGCCCAAUGGGCAGCAUGAGAGUGGCGAAUUGGCGAGACUCCGGAUCGAUAGACCCUAUCACAGUCUCAAGAAAAAACGUGACUCAGAACGUGAGAUUUGGCGAAGAUCAUGGGAGAGUGGACACAGUCACAGUUCUUGCAGUUUACACAGCAAUGCCACAAAUGCUGGUUCUGGUACCGGCAAAGACGACUUCUGGGCGGCUCUGCAGACCAACUACAAUUAUAUCAUGGACACGAAUCUCAUCGACAGCUGCCGCGAGGCUCGUGGCGAGUGCGAUGGGAAUGCGACGGUGGAGGAGCAACAGGUGGCCGAGUGUUGUGAAAAGUCAAUAUUCCAGACGGCAAAGUCUCAAGGAUCCGUUGUGGAUCCACGAAGACUCCGCCGAUGGCUCCGUGAGAUGGAGAAUCGUAUUGAGAAGUCACCAUCAUUGUCAGAGGCAAUGAAGAUGAAACCUGGUGAACUUCAGCACAGAUUGACUGAACACUCGGAUCUCUAUCGUGAAAUCGUAUCGCAGGCUCGUGUUGUUGGUGCUUGCAUCAGAACAGCUGAGAAGGAGGCUACAGAAGAAGGUGCCAGUGGUCAGGAUAAAUCCCUGUCACCAACAUCAUCAUCAGGUCGUCGUGGAGAUGGGAAUUUGAAGGGAUUGGAGAGGCGCUAUCACUUGCUCUAUCUCAAGGCAUUUGAGGUUCAGUGCAUGCUCGAGAGUUUACUGGGCCGAAGAGGAUCACCGAGUCCGGACGUCUCGAGAUCACAGUCCGACACUGAUGAGGAGCCUGUGGCCAAACAAGCGAGAUUAAGUAGCUUAUCUUCAAUUUGUGGCUUCAAUUCCAGGCGUUGUCUCUACCAAGAUAAUGAUGAGAAUCGUUCUGAUGAUGAAUGGGGAAAUCCUCUAGCUCAAGCGGCAGGAUUUGAGGCUGAUUCCGAAGGGAGUGACUGUGAGGUGACUCAGAAGCCAACAAUAAGUUCUCUGAGUUCCAACAGUAAUUCCGGAACACCCUUUUCCUCCCUGACUCUGCCAGAAAUUCAGUCACAGUCGACAAUGCCAGAAAUUAAAGUUGAUCAGUGUGAAGGGGGUGGUAUGGAUGUUGGAGUUGAUUGUGUAGAUGCAGGAGAAAUGACUACGAGUCUUGUGACUCAGGUUAUGGUGACUCCAGGUGCACCAGAGAGUCCCAAAGGGAAGGGAUUGACACCACAGAAGAGAUCCCGAAAAGUUGAUAUAUCAAAGUUCAAUCGUUCAAAUCGCAAAUCGAAGAAUUGUGCCAUUUUCUAUUUUCGCCACCUGGAUACGGAUGGGGAACAGAAGGGAUUCUCAUCUCAGGGCAGUGAAGCGUUCAAAUCCAGUGAACCGUCAACAGAUGAAGAGUGGUAUUACACAAAUAAUGGUGGUGGAGGAGAGGAGGAAAAUAAUGAGGCUUCCAAUGGGAAUCAUGAUGAUGAUCAUGAUGAUGAGGAGCCGCCAAAUCAUACACUUGUUAGUUCAGCAGUUGACACUGUGAUUCCCAGUACAGCUGAGACAGUGGAAGCCAAACAAGAUUGUCUGACGACAUCACCAGGCACUGAAUCGACCACGAAGCGAGCAAUCAAGUGCUCUAAAGAGUCAAUCCAUCAACUUGUACUGGAUGCUGAAAAUCUCAUUCGUGAGGAGACCACGAAGAAAUCGUGCAGUGCCUUGGCCGAGGUGAUGUUGAUGUCAUCAACUUCAUCGUCACGUCGCAAGUGUGAGAAGAAAAUGAUGCACAAUCCCAAAAUAAAGCGUGUUCAGGAAUGGCUUGAACACCAGCCAAUCGAUGUGGCCAUAAAUCCACCCUCGUCAGUCCCCACCACGGACUGUGAGGCUUCUGGGGAGUACACCGAAAGUGAUCGGGAAAUAGCUGCCCGGGAUUCAGAUACGUCAGAAGGUCUGGCCGAUUCAGUGGCUACUUGCCUUCAGGGCGGUGAGGCCAAUUCAAAUUCUCAGGCCACUUCGACGGAAGUGAUUGGGGGCUCGGCUGAACCUUUGCCAACGGGGCAAAUCGAUGCCGUAUCUCCGGGAAGUGUUUCUGCAGCCGGUCGAGUGGUGAUGCGUGGUAAACGUCGUAAUUCCGAUCGACCAUGGUCGGUAUCGAGUCUGUCACAGUUGACCCAGACGAUGGGCAAGAGGACACAGAGUGUAGUAAUUAACAAUCAGCUGGCUACAUUUUCAAUCAGUGAGUCGGCACUCCACACUCUUUCGGCACCCUUAACGCCAGGUGGUCCAACAACCGGUUCCAUUGGCAAUUCCGACAGUAAGACAUCACUGCGGAAACACCGGAGACUGCGCAUGAAGAAGCGCUCAAUUGGUCGUAAGAGUGACUCGGGGUCAGAUGGAGCGCCACAGCAGAUGUGCUCCAAGUCUCUGGUGAAAUCCGAAUCAUUUUCCGGGCAGUCGAAUUUUGUCCAGGAGCAACUUUCUCUCUUGACCAUCUCACGGCGUGUGCGACAGACAAAGUCCACGAGCUCUGAGAUGGAGAGUGAGGAAGAUGGUGCUGCAGCACUGGCCAAACCCACCUUUCGACUUGGAUCAGUGACGAAUGUCUUCCCGAGUACAGCUUUGGCACCCAAUUUGGGCUCCCUGGCUGCUCUGGCCAAUUACAAUGGGGCCUGUCUGGAGAUGCUGAAGACACAUACGUCGGAGGAUUUGAGUUCAGAACAGGCCUGGGACAACUACCAGGAAAAGUAUAAUUCAGAGAAUUACUCUGAGGGUAUGGACUCGGAUGCUGCCAGGAGAUUGCUGGAAUUUGGCGAUGACUACAGGAAUUUCCUGGAUUCACAGUCAGAUUGCUGCUCAUCUUCGCUGUCGGCAGCCAAUAAUUUGGAUUCACUCUCACCACCGCGAUAUCGGAAGCAGCUCUUCAGUUCGCCAGAUUGUAAAUCACCAACUGUCCCGGAGACCAUCUCGCAUGCCAGUGAAAGUAACGCAAUCCGGAGACGUCGUGCUCUUGAGUAUGCUGAAUACGAGCGCAGAAGGAGACGCUAUUCUGAUGAUCGGAGAAAGUCUUUUGAGUCGUCUCAUUCCUCUUCGAGACUCUCCCCGAAGAAUGGCAAAGGUGGAUCUCUGGGAGGAUCAACGGAUGCUGUGAUGCGCCGAAAGCAGUCGGAGAGCGACAGUUCGGCCAAGAGACGCAGUGGAGGACGCCUGAGUGGCUCCUUCCGUCCGCUGUCGUCCACAUCGGGUUCGUCGAGUGCCGGAAGUGACUCUGAGGCUGAGGUGGAGAUGCGGAAUCUACUAACGCAGAGCCGACAGCGAUUGGAGCACACGGAAGCCCUUCGGGUGCGACGGCACCUGCUUCGUCCGGAAGACUAUGCGGAAAUAAUAGCCACAUGUCGUGACAACGUUCACUGUCUCGAGGCUGUUCUGCGGGGGCCCGGAGUGACUGUUCUGUCGACACCACGCUGCCAGGAGACACGAGAAUUACUUUCAUCAUGGGAAAGUCUGCUCAAUUGGAGUGAAACUGCUUCAGUUGCUCGUCAACUUCAGGAGGAGAUGUCUGUGCUGAAAGGCGCUCUCAAUCGUAUUGGCAAUCGUGCCAUUGUCCUGGAUUCUGAAUCUGCCAUUCAGGAUGCCAUCGAGGAGCUAAAGGAGGAAAAGACCAAAUUGCAUGGUCAUAGAUCCACAAUGCUGAAGCUCAAUGCCUCUGUACACAGCUGGUUGACACGUCAGGAGUUGGAGAUGAACAAAUACAGUUCACAGAGUCAUAUCCUUGGCUCAGUGACUCUUGUGGAUGCCACAGAUGCCAGUGUGGAUUUGGAGAGGACGGUUUCAUGCACAGAAAGUGAUAAGAUUCACUUCUUCGAUACCGAACUCCAUGCACUACUCAAAGACAAUGUGAGCGACAUGUACAGUGCCUGGGAUGAGGCAGAUCACAGGAUAAAUCUGCAGUUGGAGAGUUUAGUGAGCUCCCUGCAGGCAUGGCAGCAGCUCGAAAGUGGUUUGAUGGAAUUCCAAGAGGCUCUGGGUAAGGAUAAGGGUGCUCUCAAGGGAUUGCGUGGAGCUCUGGAAUCUGGAAGGACGACACCGGUGGAUUUGGCGCAUGAUGUGAAGGAAGUGGCUAAACUUUUGUCGGAGAAAGUCGAAAUGACUCUUCAGAACAAACUCCAGGCGGAUAGUAUCUUCCUGCAUCCAUCGACAGCCAUUCUCUAUCAUGGAAAAUCCUCGUCGAAUGGUUCACUGUCCGACAGUGGAAUUUCCGAUGGAGGCUGUGGCUCAGAUGGGGGUUUGUCUGAGCGGGAGAGACGCCUUGGAACACUCAGGCGACUGGCCAAGCAGCUAGAGAAUGCUCUUGCGCCUGGAUCAGCGGCUCUUAGGUCGAUUUUCCAGCGAAUGGAAGCAGCAGAGAGUGAACUGAAGCAACUUCAGGACACUUGUCGUGAGCUCAUUGUCCGUACAACGGCAGUGACUCACAAACCACCAUCCCAUGGAGGGAGUUCUGAGGAGUCUGAGGGUCACAAAUCAAGUGGUGUGCAGAAGAAAAAAUCCGCUCAAAGUAAGAGGAAGAACAAGAGACGUUCACCGCAGAAUAGUUUGAUUGUGGGAGGAAGUUCUUCCGCUAAGCCAGUAGUUCCGGCUUCAAUUGAAAAUGCUGCGGCUCUGGUGAAGAAUCGACGAGCUGUUCUUUUGGCUGCGGCAUCUGAUGGGGAUCCUGAUGAUCCAGACAAUGGGGCAAGUGGGUGUUUGGAUGAGGAGGAUGAUGAGGGAGAGGGAAAGAAGCAGACAUGGGCAUGGCGAGUGGCUAAGAUUGCUAUUCCUGUACAAAUAGCCCUUGUAUCGCUUUUUUGUGCUGCUUGCUUUCUUGAGCCCCAUUGCUGUGAUGCCCUGAACAAUUUUUCCAUGAGUUUCUCACCACAGCUCAAGUACAUCCGUGGUCCACCGCCAAUCUAGAGAUGACAUCGUCCAGGUAUUUACAUGAAUCAUUAUAGUUUUCCACCCCAAAAAACAUCAUGACGCGAUUGAGUUAACAAUCCUCAAGUGUUCUUAAAUGCCCUUUAUGCAGAAGCAUUUUCUUUGCCAACUUGCUUUAGGGCAUUUAGUAGGUUUAUCAGAGAGAAAUUUUAAAGAAAAAAAAUAUUCCUAUAUAUUUUAAUAAGAAAAAGAAAUAUUCUUACCAAUAUUUUUGUUCUUAGCCUUAUUCAUUUGAAAUUUUCUUCUAGAGAAAUGUGACAAGAUAGAUAAAUUAAAUGCACAGCAUUUUUUUCUGAACUAUUUUAGCAAUGCCAGAAACAUUACUUUCUGGCAUAGUUUCUUCUUAAGUACCUUAAAAGAAAAAAACAUUACAUCAAGUAGACAAUUUUUUUUCUUGCUAGAAUUUAAGCAAAAAGAAAAUCUAACCUAUUAACAAAAAAAAAAUGAGAUAAUGAUUAAAAAAUAUAUCGAAUAAUUGCAACGAAAAAGAGUUAUUAAGUGAGAGAUAAAAAUAAAGAAAAAAAAGAAAUGAUAAGAAAAUUUCCGCAAAAAAAAGAUCACGAUAAAAAUUGCUUGAUAGAGAAAUCUUUAGUUUUUUUGCCAUUAAAUUUAAGAGGUGAAGAUAUUAAAAAAAAACGAUAAAAAAAAACAAAAAGAGGGUGUUUGGUAAUUUUUAUCUUGAUUAAUAAUAAUCUUAUCAAAAUAUUUAUCAAUUCACAUGAGAAAAAAGUACUUAAGAAACACUUAGGAAGUGCCUCUUUGAGCAAUUUAAGAAUAUUUUUAAUCAAAAACUUUGAGAGACUUUUUUUUUACCCAGGAAUAAUGCCUUUUAGAAAACAAAUUUACUUAAUUUCUUUUUCUUCUUGGGUUAUCCUUGAGAGAAAAAAAAACAAGAAAACUGCCUCCUGAAAAGGAAUAACUACACAAAAAAAAACUCUUAACCAUAAUUUUAUAAGAUUUUUUUAGGUAAUUUAAUAGAAUAGUUUAUUCUUCUCCGAUAAAUUACAGUCUAGAAUUGCAUGAAGCAAAAAGAAAAAAUUAAAAAAAAACAUGAUAAGAGAAUUUUUUUGGAAGGUAUAAAAUAAUGUUAGAGAAGAAAUAUUUAGAUAUCUAUUAUAUUAAUAGAAAAUACAAUGAAUUAAUCCCACUCUUUCAGUGAAUUAACCCCUCCUAUCUUUUUUGAUUUCUUAAUUAUUUCUAUCUCUAUAAAAUAUUAUUAUUAGACUAAUAACUAAUAUUUUAUAAAUAGGAAAUUUAUUUUUCCUCAAAUUAUACACCUGUCUUUUUUUGGCGAACAAGCCAGAUGGAAGUGUCUUUUGAAUGGACUUUUCAAUGGCUAAAUUUAAAAAACACAAACUAAUAAUAAUUUUUUCUUAUUUAAAAAGAAAAUAUUCAAGAAAAAAAUGUUUCUUUUGUAUUUUUAGCCAAUCUUUUUAUUGCAAUAAAGGUGAACUUUUGAAUUCCUCAGAAAGGAAAAAUAAA